CCCACACUCACGCGCACUCAAACCGAGUUGGAAUUUUUUGUUACUUGCUGGUCAUUUUUCACGGCUGUGCGACUAAUUUAAUUUGAACACUAGAGUCCAAGUAACAAUAAUAAGUGCUUUAAUCAGACGCAGCGGGCAACAUUGCAGAAUUUAGUAGCUUUCGGAGUGCAAAAUGUAAAUUUCUGAAUUCCUGGCGUGAGGGGUUCUCCAUUUCGCAUACAUAUAUGCCUGUGCAGCCGCGUGUGCAUGUGUGGAGUUUUAUAAACUAAAGCACGAGUGUAAACUUGCGUGCAUUAAUUAUAAAAUUAAAAGAAAAGUUUCGUAUUAAAUCGAUUUCCUGUGCCGAGUGUUUGCAUGUGUUUGUUGCAAAUGUAAGAAGAGGAAGCAGCAGCUCACGCGCUACUCUCUUCCUCUCUCUUCUCCCUCCCCUCAUUUUGCUCUAUUAGCAGCUGAAAGUAUUAGCCGCAAUAAAUUCAAAAUUUCCCAGAAAUCUGCUAGUUGGCGGAAGUAAGAAAUAAAGUAAAAGUCUCAAAAACCGGAAUCAACUUCAGCUAUUAAACAAGUGAUAUCCAGAAAAAACUCCGGGAGUUACGUGGCAGACGUGAAUUACCGGCCCAGAUAACUCAAACAGAUAGCUCAAUUUCUCUACCCUAGAACUCGAGCGCAUUUGCCGCUUGCGGGGAUACCAAAUGUAUAGACAACAUAUGUCGCAUCCACGAGCAGUCCAGGACCAAGAGUUGCGACCCCGACCGUUCGUUGCAUAUUACAUACGCUCAUAGAGGGCGGUCAAUCACCCAAAGCAGCCAGAGAGUCCUUGCACUUGGGCAGGGAUACAGGGAGCCACAGAGUGCUUAGCAAGCAGCAGCACAGGAGCACAAGAGGCACCGCCGAGAACAGAGCAACGAAGAAGAUGAUGAAACGCACCCGUGUCGACGAGGUGCAGUUCGGCACGCGACCCGGUCCACCGACAUCCGGUGGCGUGGGCGUAGGAGUCGUGGGCGUGGCCGGAGGAGGGUCAGCGUCUGGCAGCGGUGGCACCACCACCGUAGGCGUCAAUACGGCGGGCGUGACAAUUGGAACCGUUGUGCCCGGAGCUGCCCACAAUGCCACCAUUAGUGGCAUCGGUUCCAUUCACCAUCGCAUCCUUACGCCGCAGCAUGGAGGAGCCCAGACCAUUGCCUACUUGCCGUCCACUACACCGACGGCUACGAAUUUGAAGACCACGAGCUCGAUUGUGGACAGCACUAGCGCUGUAGGAGCAGGAGCCCAGGUGGCCGUAGGAGUAGGCGCUGGAGCAGGCGGUGGGGGUGUAGUGGUCUCCACGGGCAGCACCGGCACCCAAACAUUACAGUAUACCACAUCUUAUAGCGUGGCUUCCAUUCAGGCGGGUGGAACUCUCAAAACCAGCUCAGCGGAUGGCGGAAACACAGUACAGAUUCAUGUAACCGGAGGAGCAGGAGCGAGCAAUCCCGCUAGCGCCCAGACCGUUUCCAGCAGCUCACAAACUGGCACAAUCCGCCAGCGCACAAUCAGCGGCACCCAGACGGUGGCCACCGCCGUGGGUAAUCUGGCCACGAUGUCCCAGCAACAGCCUGUUCAGCAGCCACCUUUGGCCACAGCCCAAACACCUCCAUCGUCCGUGGUUGCCAACAGUAUCCCAGUGGGUGGAACCACUCCACCGCAGGGCCAAUCGGGCAAUGCCACGCCGCGCUUGAAAGUCGAGGAUGCUUUGAGCUACCUGGACCAGGUGAAGUACCAGUAUGCGGACCAGCCGCAGAUCUACAACAACUUCCUCGACAUCAUGAAGGAGUUUAAGUCGCACUGCAUCGACACACCCGGAGUUAUUGAGCGAGUCUCCACGCUCUUCAAGGGACAUACGGAGCUGAUCUACGGCUUCAACAUGUUUCUGCCACCUGGCUACAAGAUCGAGAUACAUUCGGACGCUCUCGGCUGCUCGGUACCGGUGGUAUCGAUGCCCUCGCCCCCUGGAGCGCCAUCGAGCACGGGAACGGUGCACAUGCUCACCGGAAGCAGCCCAAUGACAGCUGCCGGACAUAUCGCCAUCAAGACGACCAAUGCGGCAACUUUGACAGCGGCAUCAGGAGCUGGAGCAGCGGCCGCAGCAGCAGCUGUGGCCCAGAUUCAAUCCGCUGGAGCUGUAAAUCUUAUGACUCACGGCGGAGCAUCGCUUACCCAGACCACCAUCCAUGCGCUGCAGCAGCAGGCAACGCCACCUGCGUCGCAGUCGCCAGGUCAUGUCCACGUAAGUGUGACCAACUCACCGGCGCCAACAGCCGUAGGCCCUGGUCAGCAGCCACCGGGCAUCUCCGUAUCGGCGCACAACGUGCCGCAGAACUAUUCAAGAGACCGAGAAAGGGCCACCAUAACGCCCACAGGCCAAGUGGCUGGUUCAGCAGCCAGUGCAAAUGCCACCGCCAGUAUUGUGGUCGGCGGACCUCCAACGCCCAAUUCCUUAAGCGAGUUAAGCCCACACGGAGGAGCGGGAGGUGGGCCAGGAGCGGUAGCGGCCCAGCACAAUCUGCAUCACAUCCAGCAGGCGCACCAAUCGAUUCUCCUGGGCGAGACGGGCCAGCAGAAUCAGCCGGUGGAGUUCAAUCACGCCAUAACCUAUGUAAAUAAGAUCAAGAACCGUUUCCAAAACCAACCGGCAAAGUACAAGAAAUUCCUGGAGAUUCUGCAUGCCUAUCAAAAGGAGCAGAAGGUGAUGAAGGAGGGCAGUCUAAACCAGGGCAAAAUGCUCACCGAACAGGAGGUGUACACGCAAGUUGCAAAACUCUUUGGCCAGGAUGAGGAUUUGCUGAGAGAGUUUGGCCAAUUUCUGCCCGACGCUACCAAUCAUCAGGCUGGGCAGUACAUGGCAAAAUCAGCGUCCGUGCACAACGAUCAUGGCAAGCAACGACCCACGGCCACUUUGAGCGGUGGAGCCCACAUUACCAUGUCAUCCGCAUCGCCAGCACCAGGUGGUUCCCCUCUGCAUUUGGGUGGCGGCGGUACGACGCUGCCACAGAUCGACAACAGUGCCCAUGCUGCGGCCAUCGGAAAUCUGUCGGCGGUGAAUACCAGUGUGAGCAUUAAGACGUACAACAAUAAUCAGCAGCAACAGCAGAAUCAUGUGAUUGGAUCAGGCCUGAACGCGACGACGCGAAACGAUGUCCUCUUCGAGAAGGACUAUCACUCAGGUCUGCAGCAGCAAGCGCAUCAGCGAGGAGCUGGAGUGGGCGGCCAUCACCAUCUCGCCGGUACGCCAGCGGGCACCAAUCUCGGUCGGCCUGGUGUAGGAGCCAGUGUAAUGGUGGCGUACGACAAAGAGCAUCGGAAUAACCAUCAUGUGCAGAAGUACGUCGGCCACGUGCCCAAUCCGAAUCUCUCGCAUGGCCACAAUGCCAAAAAGUCACCAAGUUAUGGUAUCACAUCGGUGAUUGGUUCCAUGCCGCACAUGUCGGACAAUUCCCUCGAUCGCAGCUCGCCGGGGAUCAGUUACGCCACGCCGCCGCUGCCCUCUGGUCACCAUGGUCAGCAUAAUUCCGGUUCAGCUUCGAGAAGGCCGGGCGAUGACAGUUUGGCCGGACACUAUGCUAGUGGAGCACCGCCUGCUAAGCGACCGAAACCAUAUUGUCGGGAUGUCAGCUUCUCGGAGGCAUCGAGCAAGUGCACCAUCUCCGACGCCGCCUUCUUCGACAAGGUACGAAAGGCCCUACGAAGUCCCGAGGUCUACGACAACUUCCUGCGAUGCCUGACUCUGUUCAACCAGGAAAUCGUUUCCAAAACAGAGCUGCUCGGUCUGGUAUCUCCGUUCCUUAUGAAGUUCCCCGACCUGCUGCGAUGGUUCACCGACUUUCUGGGCCCGCCUUCAGGUCAACCCGCCGGUGGAAUGAUCGAUGGCAUGCCCUUGCCUGCCACGCAGCGUCAGGGAGGCGGAAGCAGCAAUAGUUCUCACGAUCGAGGCAGCAGUCACCAGAGUGCCGCCGAGUACGUUCAGGAUGUGGAUCUGUCCUCGUGCAAGCGACUGGGUGCAUCAUAUUGUGCGCUGCCACAGUCCACAGUGCCCAAGAAGUGUAGCGGACGAACGGCUCUCUGUCGGGAGGUGCUCAACGACAAGUGGGUCUCCUUUCCGACGUGGGCCAGCGAAGAUUCCACCUUUGUGACAUCGCGGAAAACUCAGUUCGAGGAGACAAUCUACAGGAAUAUUCACAGAACGGAGGACGAGCGCUUCGAGCUGGACCUGGUAAUCGAGGUGAACAGUGCCACGAUUCGGGUGCUGGAGAACGUGCAGAAGAAGAUGUCGCGCAUGUCCACCGAGGAGUUGGCAAAGUUCCACCUGGACGAUCAUCUGGGUGGCACAUCCCAAACGAUACACCAGCGGGCCAUCCAUCGCAUCUAUGGCGACAAAUCCGGCGAGAUAAUCCAGGGCAUGAAGAAAAACCCCUCGGUGGCAGUGCCUAUUGUACUGAAGCGACUGAAAGUCAAGGAGGAGGAGUGGCGAGAAGCGCAAAAGACGUUCAACAAGCAAUGGCGGGAACAGAACGAGAAGUAUUACCUCAAGUCUCUCGAUCACCAAGCCAUCAACUUCAAGCCCAACGACAUGAAGGCCCUGCGCUCCAAGAGUCUCUUCAACGAGAUCGAGACGCUGUAUGAUGAGCGGCAUGACCAGGAGGACGAAGCCAUGGAGCCGUACGGGCCACAUUUGAUGCUGCCCUACAAGGACAAGACCAUACUGGAUGAUGCCGCCAAUCUGCUGAUCCACCACGUCAAGCGACAGACGGGCAUUCAGAAGCAGGAGAAGCAGAAGAUCAAGCAGAUCAUCCGACAAUUUGUGCCUGACCUCUUCUUUGCGCCACGGCAGCCGCUGAGCGACGAUGAGCGAGAUGACGCCUUUCCAUUUUUGGUAGAUGACAAUACGAAAAUGGACGUGGACUCGCCACUGGGUCGCACGGAGUCGUCGGUCCGGAAUGCCAAGAGUACGCCCAGCGAAGGUGCCUCUCCGGCACGCAGUAAUGCAAGCAGCGGCAGCGGUACUCCGGCGGGAAUCAAGAAAGAGACUGACGAUUUAAAGGCGACGAGUGGAUCGGCUGGAGCGGCGUCUGCGACAACGUCUUCAUCAGCGACGCCGGCGGACGAUGCAACUCCAUCUACAUCCUCAGCAGCGGCGGCAGCAGCAGCGGCAUCAUCAUCAUCAUCUGCAUCCGGAUCCGAGGCCAAGGCGAAGGAAGAUCCCCUCUCCACCCACAGAGACGAAGGUGCCAGCAGCAGCAGCACCUCCGGAGUUGUCUCGAGUCCCAGGCAAGCACAGGACUCGACAGUAGCUGGCAGCGAUGUGGAAAUCAAGCUGGAGCAUACGGCGGACUUUGCCAAUCCCAAGCUAUUGCCACCUCACGCACACGGGCAGCAUGACGACGAAUCCUACUCGCUUUUCUUCGCCAACAACAACUGGUAUUUAUUCCUGCGGCUCCAUGCGAUCCUGUGCGACCGUCUGCACGUCAUGUACGAGCGGGCCCGCCUGCUGGCGAUCGAGGAGGAGCGCUGUCGCGUGAACCGAAGGGAGAGCACGGCCACUGCGCUUAGGUUAAAGCCCAAGCCGGAGAUCCAAGUGGAGGACUACUAUCCGACCUUCCUUGACAUGCUGAAGAACGUCCUAGACGGCAAUAUGGACUCGAACACUUUCGAGGAUACAAUGCGGGAAAUGUUUGGAAUCUAUGCCUACAUCUCUUUCACGUUGGAUAAGGUUGUCUCGAAUGCCGUUCGCCAGCUGCAAUACUGUGUGACAGAGCGAGCCGCCCUCGAUUGUGUGGAGUUGUUUGCUUCGGAGCAAAGGCGCGGCUGCACCGGCGGACUCUGUCGGGAUGCCCACAAGACCUUUGACCGGGAGAUGACCUAUCAGCGGAAGGCGGAAAGCAUUCUUAACGACGAGAACUGCUUCAAGGUGUACAUUUACAAAAUCGAUUGCCGAGUUACCAUCGAGCUGCUCGAUUCCGAGCCCGAGGAGGUGGACAAGCCGGCUGCGCUGAAGGCCCAGAAGUUUAGCAAAUAUGUGGAACGAUUGGCGAAUCCGGCGCUCGGCAGCGGCGGAGGGAACAGUGCCGGCUCGAAUUCGGCGCUGGGAGGCGGCGACAAUAUUGUAGAGGCGUCCGAUAUCAAGACGGAGGAGGAGGAAGAUACUGCCGAGUUGGGCCACAGAGGAGGUGGAAUCGGAGGCGGAGGAGGAGCUCGCAAGGCGCGUUUUCUGCUGCGCAACAAGCGCCGGUCGCAGCUGCACGAGGAGCAAGUGCGGCAGUUGUUCGAACAGAAACGAAAUCGCAGCGAGCAGCAGCUGACGACUGCGGCAGCAGGUGAAUCCAUUUCUGGCGACAAUAUCAUCUCAACCAGCAGCAGUUCGGGCACGGGCGGCACUAACAAUAAUAACAACAAUAACAACAACAGCUGGGGCAGUAAACGACUGCCGGAGCGACUGGGUACCGCACAGGUGGGCCUGGCCGAGCAGUACGCGUUCAAUGAUCGCGACGAAGUCAACACGAACGCCAGCAAUGGACGAUGCUUUGUGACCAGCAAGAAUCUCAAGCUACUCAAGUACGAUGCAGUGCGUCGUGCCAAAAAGAGUCAUUCGCGCGUCACUCAGGCGAAAUACGCUCACUUCCAGACCUACGUCAACAAAUGGCUGCAGCAGCACGUCAGCGACCAGCUGCAGCAGAACUGCAUCGACUGGCUGCUGGGCAAGACAGCGGACCAGAUCAACGCCAGCGGCUGGGGAUCCGCCAGCAAGACCAAGACGGUGCAACAGAAGGACACAUCGAGGACGCCUUACCGCAUCUACAACCGGUACAAGGUGGUGCAGAGCGCAGUCAGCGGGUUGAUUGGUGGCGCUGCUCCAACUCCAGACGGAUCAGGUCCAGCGCUCAACUCUGCCCCACCGCCAGGCUCAGCAGCAUCGGCGGUGAGCAAUGUGCUGGCCCUGUCGGCGGUUUCAUCGACAUCAUCGCACUCCAUGUGCAACAGCAGCAUUUUGUCCGCGGACUCGACCACCAAUAAUGCCAAUGCGCCACCACAGCAGCAACAGCAACAUUGCAAUAGUGCGGCAGCGGCCGCGGCGGCCACUACAAAUGCGGAGGCACUGCAGCAGGUGCGACCCAUGGAGAGCUAACCGGCAAGGACAGCACCAACAGCAACAGUAGCAGCAGCAGCAGCAGUCGUCGCUGCUUGGCCCGAUUCAUUCACAUGACGGUGAGGUGAUGAAGAGGAGAAAAAGUAAAAGGAUUUGCCUGUAUUCGAUAGAAAGUUGAAAGUACGUUUUUAAAUGUGAUACCAGUUCCUGGACGCGGUCAUCGAGAUUGCAGCUAAACCGAACCCAUCAUCAUUGACUGGUAUGCAAGUCCGGCAUGGCAUUGGGCAUUGGAUAUUUGAUCGAAGGAAAGCUCUUUUUCAUUUUGUACAAAAAGUCAUUUAAUCUUAGGCGCUUUGCUCCUAACUAAGAAUUUUAUAGGCUUACUUUGCAUUACCUUAAGAACUAGUUUUACUCUGGCAGCGUCUUGUUUUAUUGAAGCGCUUUUAGCAUUAGGGUCUAAAGUCGAUAUAAAGCCACACACACACACACACCUUAAACACAAGACCACACACAUAAUAAGUCACGUAUAUUUUUAAAGUUUUGUGCACUGCAAACGGAUAGAAGAGACAGUUGUGCUAGUAAUUAGGAUCCAGAACACGUCUGUUUAGCGUUUUAAGAUUUUAUAAAAUCAAGCCCUUUUACUUUUACAUAUAUGUAACGUAUUUUUUAUACAAAUCAAACAAAACACCCACACACACACAAACCUUGUACAAUUCCUUGUGAAUACUAUUGAUUAUAUUUUACGCGUUUAAGGUCAUUAAAUUAAGUUGUAAAAACGUAAUGAGCAGAUUAAAACAAAAGUUUAUCAAAAGUGAAA
Molecule: messenger RNA, 7934 nt
Organism: Drosophila elegans
Lineage: Eukaryota; Metazoa; Arthropoda; Insecta; Diptera; Drosophilidae
Gene: Sin3A
Product: paired amphipathic helix protein Sin3a
Exons: 12
Coding region: 911-7156 (2081 amino acids)
Biological process (GO): negative regulation of transcription by RNA polymerase II
Cellular component (GO): chromatin
Molecular function (GO): transcription corepressor activity
Source: RefSeq, a predicted model, not a curated record